UUCUGUUAUCAAACUGCCUGGCAGAUCAAACUGAAGAUCUAUACUCAGGAAUAGAAUCAAUGAUCAAAUUCCACCCCCAACCCAAAUUAAAAAGACUUUUGUACAGCUGUGUCAUCUAAGACUUGUCAGACUACCAUUUCUAGGAACUUGCAGUGUAAAAAAGAAUGAACUUACAUGCAAAAUUUGUACCAUAAACUUAUACUCUGAUUUCACCUAGACAUCAGUACCUCCAACAAAAAACAAUGGAAUGGAAGCAAGAACUAAAUUGUACUUGCACUCUGACCACCAACUGGCUGUGUACUCGGAGUAUUUCAUUAUCUUUGAGUAUUAUUUGACAUCUGUAAAAAUGAUAGGUCUGAUCUAUUCAAAAGUCCAUGAACGUUUUUGGUAAAUGGCCAAACAGAAAAUAUUUUAGGCUUUAUGAGCCGUGUAGUCUCUGUUACAACACAAAACUCUGCUAGCACAAAAACAGCCAGAGAUGAUACAUAAAUGAAUGAGUGUGCCUGUGUUCUAAAGAAUUUUACAAACAUAGGUGGAGGGCCAUAUUUGGUCCAUGGACCAUAGUUCAUUGUUCUUUGUAUUAGAUAAUCUCUAAUGUCCCCUGUAAUCCUACAACCUAAUGGCUGUACUAUUCUAGGAUUUAGAAGCUUUACUAACCCAAUGCCACAGUUUAAAAAGGCUAUCUCAGCUUUCCCAACAUCUCUAAAACAAAAUGAUAGCACUCAGAGAUUUUCAUGAGCAGAAUGAAGUCUGUGAACAACAAUUCUAGCUUUUAAUCAGAAUCACUAGUGUUUGUUUGUUUUUUUUUUUAAUUAAGCAUUUCUGAGCCCCAGCGCCAGAAAUGUACUUAGAUUCAGGACCCUGAAGAAAAGCACCAGGAAUCUGUAUUCUAAUCUCUUCUUUCUGGAUCUUAUUACGUCUUUUCACUUGCCCAUUCUUCUCAUAUUCAACACAAUAAGUUAAUAAUCAAUGUACUAGUUUCAAUUGCUUUAUUUCCAGUUCUUGCAGAACAAACUUCCAUGAAUUACUUAUUAUAGCAGAGCUAUAGUCAAGAAAACAAUAUGAACAUGCAAAGUUUUUCUAACGUGACAUUACCUACAUUUGUGCUAAAUUAUCAGGGAUAUGCAGUUGGAAAAAGAGACAAGAUUUAUAGCAGAAAAAUCAAAACAAAAGCUGUCUUUUACUUGAUUAAAUUCCUAGUUAAUCCAAAUUUAAUCUGCUGAGUUUUGAGCAACUUGUUAAAGUCAGAUGGCUAAUGCUGAAACCAGGUGUCCUCACCCUUGGUUUGGUUUUCUUUCUGCUGUGCUGUUCUGCUACUUUAAUGCUAUCCCUUCUCAUUUCUGUUUACGUAUAUUGGGGGGCAGGGAUGAGGUGGGGUGGAGGAGACAGUGCACAGAGAAUGGUCAGAAACCUGAGAGAGGCAUUUGGACUUACAGCCAUAUCCACAUCAAGAAUACAAAACUUAUUUAAUUCUAUCAAUACUUUCCAGUAUCACCACCUUGCCUGUCAAUUCUCACAUGUCAUUUGUUUCAGACUAUCCUCUCUCUAGCCAAACUUACUUUUUCAGGUCUUCUGGGGUCAUCCUCACCUUUCUAUGUAAGCUUUACUCCAUCUGAACAGUCUCACAGCUUCCAGUCCACACUGUUCCCCAUCUCUUUACUUGGCAACUCACAAGCCUCAUAUCCAUGAAGCUUCAUUUAACUAAUCCUUUCAGGAAACUAUCAUAGUCACUUACAAAUACUUCCAUUUUACUCAUGUAAAUGACUAAACUGAGUCAUUUUAUAUACUGGGCCUUCUUGGUGACUCAGUGGUAAAGAACCCACCUGCCAAUGCAAGAGACAGGUCCAAUCACUGGGUUGGGAAGAUCCCCUGAAGAAGGAAAUAGCAACCCACUCCAGUAUUCUUGCCUGGGAGAAAUCCCAUGGACAGAGGAGCCUGGCAGGCUACAAGUCCAUGGGGUUGCAAGAAGAGCUGGACAUGACAAGCGACUAAGCAAUAACAACAAUUUAUAUACUAACUGUAAAAAAGUGAAAUUAAGUGGUUAAAAACUAUGUUAAAAACCCACCGAGCCGCCGCGACCAAGAUGGCUGAGAGAGUCGCAGCCUUGCUCAAGAAUGUCUGGGCCAAGGAACCUGUGCUAGUGGCAUCCUUCGCCAUUACGGGCCUCGCUGUAAUCCUGCCCACACUCAGCCCCUACACCAAGUACUCGCUCAUGAUCAACUGGGCCACAUUGUACAACUACCCAGUGCCCCUCCGAGAUGACAGGAACAUGCCCGACGUGCCCAGCCACCCUCAGGACCCCCAGGGCCCGAGCCUGGAGUGGCUGAAGAGACUGUGA
Dama dama (fallow deer) is the source of this 2338-nucleotide messenger RNA. Its product is annotated as NADH dehydrogenase [ubiquinone] 1 alpha subcomplex subunit 3-like. Lineage: Eukaryota; Metazoa; Chordata; Mammalia; Artiodactyla; Cervidae. The transcript has a single exon. Gene Ontology annotation, cellular component: mitochondrial inner membrane. The record is from RefSeq and is a predicted model, not a curated record. Bases 2051 to 2338 code for a protein of 95 amino acids.